This is a messenger RNA of Salvelinus namaycush (lake trout), 1368 nucleotides long. Its product is annotated as ras-related protein Rap-2b-like. The record is from RefSeq and is a predicted model, not a curated record. The transcript has a single exon. NCBI's taxonomy places the organism in Eukaryota, Metazoa, Chordata, Actinopteri, Salmoniformes, Salmonidae. Gene Ontology annotation, biological process: Rap protein signal transduction; negative regulation of cell migration. Gene Ontology annotation, cellular component: plasma membrane. Bases 273 to 821 code for a protein of 182 amino acids. Gene Ontology annotation, molecular function: GTP binding; GDP binding; GTPase activity.
GUGUGCAGGAAACGCCAGCCAUAGAAGAGAUCACGCUUUUUAACACCGUGGCACAGUACAAACAACGGGAAAUGUGCUACACGUUAUAUUAUUAAUGUUCGGAAACGGCCGCUCUCUUCGGAUUCUUACCAGGACCUUCGGAGACGACCCUCGAAAGCGUUUCCGCCGAGGGAUUUGACAACUCCCACCCUUGAAAGAUCUGCCUUUCUGCAGUCUGAUAACAUCGGGUGGGUAGAGGAUUCGUGGAGAGGGGCUGUCUGUUUUCUGAAGCCAUGAGGGAGUAUAAAGUGGUCGUGUUGGGCUCGGGCGGCGUGGGCAAAUCUGCAUUGACUGUCCAGUUUGUGACGGGAUCCUUCAUUGAGAAAUACGACCCCACAAUAGAGGAUUUUUACCGAAAGGAGAUCGAGGUGGACUCGUCUCCCUCUGUUCUGGAGAUACUGGACACGGCAGGGACCGAACAGUUCGCCUCCAUGCGAGACCUGUACAUCAAAAACGGGCAGGGGUUUAUUUUGGUGUACAGUCUGGUCAACCAGCAGAGCUUCCAAGACAUCAAGGCGUUGAGGGAUCAAAUCAUCCGAGUGAAAAGAUACGAGCGAGUGCCCAUGGUAUUGGUUGGAAAUAAAGUGGACUUGGAAGGCGAGAGAGAGGUCUCUUCCGGGGAAGGCAAGGUGCUGGCUCAGGAGUGGAAUUGCCCGUUUAUGGAAACUUCUGCCAAAAAUAAAGGCUUGGUCGACGAACUGUUCGCAGAAAUCGUGAGACAGAUGAACUAUUCCUCUUUACCCAGCGGUGGAGAUCGCUGUUGUUCUUGUGUUCUUUUCUAAGAAAACAUCUUUAAGUUUGCAACUGUGAUUGUUAUCUAGCUAAGUAAAACUCAUAAAAAAACAAGGCCUGUUUUGAUAACUUGUUGAUAACAAAAUUAUACGGCCUCUUUUUGAUAAUGCGACCGUCAGUAUUAUUGGAAAGCUAUUUGCACACAACAAUCGACGAUGACAACAAUUUAUAUUGAAAUAGCCUAAAAAGUGUUUACAUGACAAAGUACUUGAAUGUUUGAGAUUUAAAAAAAAUAUCACACAGCUUUGUAAUUGACACUUUUUCUGGAAACGUGCCUCACUGGGAAUGUCUUAUUGUAAAACCUAAGAGACACUUUUUUUGUUAUGGAACUUUGGUGGGGUUUGAUUACUGUUGAGUUGUACUUUUUCAUGGUUUCUGGGCGGGUCCUUCUGGCCUGGAGAGGGAUUAGAGGAUUAAUCCCUUUGCUGAACAGGGAUUGGUCACUUUUUGUGUGGAUUCUGAUGGGCUCAAGGACCCCCCUCCAUGCAAAAACUCAUGUUUGGAUUUUUAGUGUCAAAUAAACCCCAAACUCGGUGA